AUGUCGGCUCCAACGAAACAACUGGGGAACCUAUCUCUUGGUGGCAGGAUGUCAACCACUCGUGGACAAGCAGAGAGACGCGGUGCAGUAGAUGACGAGGAAGAAAAUUCCGCCAGUAGCUCGUCUGGGGAAGAGGAAGUGGAGGAUUCCGCGCCUGGAUCAACCAAGUCCCUCGUCACAGGAAAUUCGGCCAUUUUGUACAACGUUUCCGGGCUUUCAGGAGAAGUAAGAGCUAGGGCACUGUCGGGAAUCUUGGGGAAAUUUGUUGUCGAUAAAUGUCGUGCGUCACAAGACGGAUAUGACUUCCAGGUCCUUGACCAUGGGCUGGUUCACUUGGGGAAUGGGCCAAUGACUUGCUCCUGUUCGGAAUAUGGGGAUGGUCCGAAAGCCUGCCGACAUAUAUUUUGGCUCGUCGACCAACUACAUAGAUUGACCCUUCCCAAAGGGCCAGGCCCAGGAAUCUCCCUCUCACGUACUGGUCAAUCUCCGAAUUUCCCUCCGUUGUACGAGCUUAUCGGCGGUCGUAUGGAAGAUAUCUUGCUAAAAGCUCGCUGGGCCUUAGUUGAUGAUCCAAGCUCCCCUGAAUUUUCAGAACAGGAAUCUGGUACAUCUAUGAGUCGCCCCGAAAAAGUGAGGGACAUUCUCUCUGCCUUCAGUGAAGCCACGAUGCCUGAUGACUUCCGCCCUGACCAGGCGGAAACUAUCCGCCAGCCGAGAACACCAGAGCAGUGUGUUGUCCAGGGUGACUUUGAAGCAACAAUGUUCCGCCUGGCAGUUCACGACGAUAAUGUCUAUCGCAGCCUUCGCAAAGCAAUGCCUGCACCUGCGCGCUGUGCUAUAUUCUUUGACAAAGUCCAAAAAAAGACUCGUGCCUUGCUGGUUGAUUUUGACCGCUACUGCCAAUAUGGGACUCCCCAGCGAGACGGGACUGCGUUGGAAAUCCGUGUUGUCGUCGAGCGGCUGCACGAACUUGUCUCUCUGGUCGCAAUCAACAUUGCCCCUCGCGCGCCCGAUAGCCAUAGGAAUGCACCAGAUGCCCUGAUCGGGAUACUUCGGGAUGUCGUCACUUACAACUACAAUGCGUUUGAUGGCAAUGCUUGGGGCCGCAUCUCGCCCGCAGGAGAAACAGAGAAUGAUUGUAACUUAUUUGCACAAGUGAUCGGCCAGCCAGAAGUUUCAGGUCAAUACUUCGUUCUCGAUGUUCUGGAAAGCCUGCCGCGAGCGGUCCUUAAGGAAUGGGAGCCCCAGCUGGUGACCAUAAUGAGCAAGAUCCCAAUGUCCAAUCAGUCGAUGGUGACAUAUCUACAGCAAUUCCAGGUUUUGCUGAAUAGGGAAUUUCCAGCCACGGGAUUCGGGGUGACCGCAUCUGGGCACAAAAGGCCCGCAGGAGGAGCGUCUGGUAGCGGCCGAAAGCGACCUAAAUAA
This is a messenger RNA of Histoplasma capsulatum G186AR, 1425 nucleotides long. RefSeq lists its product as uncharacterized. The record is from RefSeq and is a predicted model, not a curated record. Gene Ontology annotation, molecular function: zinc ion binding. Bases 1 to 1425 code for a protein of 474 amino acids. The transcript has 2 exons. Lineage: Eukaryota; Fungi; Ascomycota; Eurotiomycetes; Onygenales; Ajellomycetaceae.